Molecule: messenger RNA, 2436 nt
Organism: Cajanus cajan (pigeon pea)
Lineage: Eukaryota; Viridiplantae; Streptophyta; Magnoliopsida; Fabales; Fabaceae
Product: scarecrow-like protein 30
Source: RefSeq, a predicted model, not a curated record
CCAACUUGUAUAUAACAAUGGCAUCAGCCACUGUCGGUUAAACUUGUGCUGUAGAUUGUCUGAGUUUACGAGGUAGUACUUGGUUUCUCCUUUCCUCACGCUCUAUACUCUCAUUCAUUCCUUUCUUAUCAUGUAUAUUUUCUAUGAUUUUCAUCACUAGAGUCUAGUCUAGAGGCACCUAUUUAGAUUUCUAUUUCUCAAUCUUGCCUUGGGCUAUUCUUUUCCCUUUCUCAUCUGUUUCUUGUUCUUUCUUUCGCUCCGAUCAAACUUUCCUACUCCUUUUUAGAAACAAUCUUCACUUCUUCAGAUACAUGUCUUCUAAUUUCUUGGUAGAGUCCAACAUGUUUUCUUCGAAUCCUCUUGUGCAAAAUUAUGGUGGUCCUAUAUCGGUAAUUUCAAAUCAGAACCAAGUAACGAAGGGGUUUGAGUUUGAUGAUUCAUCGUCCCCUUCUUCUGGCACAAGUUCAAUUGGAGAAUCCACGGAGGUAACCAAGUAUGCCAACCCCAUCCUCAGAUACAUAAGCGACAUCCUCAUGGAUGAGGAAGAUGAUUUGGAGCGGAAACCCUGCAUGUUGCAGGAGUGUUUGAGACUCCAGGCUGCUGAAAAGUCCUUCUACGAUGCCCUUGGCCAUAGCUACCCUUCAUCACAACGUCAAAACCCUUCUUGUUAUGAAAGCGUUGACAUCACAGACUCUGAUGAAAAUUAUGGUCGCACUGCUAGUUUUGAGAGCAACAGCAGCUGCACCACUGAUAACUCAUAUGAGUCUGACUUGGUUAACACUGUUGGUGAAUUUGACUCUUCUUUUCUACAACUACAAACCCCUCAUGAUCAAUUUGGGGGGUCACAAGCUGUUGGUUAUUUUCAUGAUGGAACCUGGAAUCUCUUCCAGUCUCAGACCAAGCCACUGAUGGUGGAAGACUACUUUCAAUCUGCUUCAGAUUCAGCACCAAGAGAAAAGAGAAGCCAUCAGAUGGGCGAUGAUGAUGAUGAUGCUUCUCAUGAACAAGAAGGAAGAAGAGGUAACAAGGUUUCAGCUGUCUUUUCUGACGAGUCAGAGGCACCAGAGAUCUUAGAUGAGGUUCUGAGUUAUCAAUGUGGAAGAAGUCAAUCCAAACUUUGUGCUACUAUUGAACCAUCACAGAGUGUUGUUGAUUUAGGAGGGUCCAAUGGAAAGGCAACACGUUCACGUUCAAAGAAAGGGUCAACCAAAGCAGGUGCAGCUGUAGAUUUAUGGACCCUUCUAACUCAAUGUGCACAGGCAGUGGCAAGCUUUGACCAAAGGAAUGCAAAUGAAUUACUCAGCCAGAUAAGGCAACACUCUUCACCUCAUGGGGAUGGACUCCAGCGUUUAGCUCAUUACUUUGCCAAUGGCCUUGAGAUAAGGUUGGCUGCUGGGACCCCAUCAUACAUGCCCCUAGAAGUGGCAACUUCUGCAGAUAUGCUGAAAGCUUACAAACUAUUCGUUACAUCCUCUCCUUUGCAGAUGUUGUCAAAUUUAUUGACAACCAAGACAAUCUUUAGUCUUGUGAAAAAUGAGAGCAGCGUUCAUGUCAUUGACUUUGGCGUUUGCUAUGGUUUUCAGUGGCCCUGCCUUGUCAAAUUGCUGUCAGAAAGGCAAGGAGGUCCUCCAAAACUUCGUAUAACAGGAAUUGAACUUCCACAACCGGGUUUUCGGCCUGCAGAAAGGGUUGAGGAGACCGGAAGGCGACUGGAAAACUACUGCAAGAAGUGGAAGGUUCCUUUUGAAUACAAUUGCCUUGCACAGAAAUGGGAAACUAUAACACUUGAGGAUCUCAAGAUAGACAGGAACGAAGUAACUGUUGUUAGCUGUUUGUACAGGCUUAAGAACCUGCCAGAUGAAACUGUGGCAGUGAACUGUCCAAGAGAUGCUGUGUUGAAGUUGAUCAGGAAGAUCAAUCCAAACAUCUUCGUCCAUGGGGUGGUCAAUGGCACUUAUAGUGCACCCUUUUUCCUGACUCGGUUCAGAGAGGCACUCUACCACUUCUCAUCACUGUUUGAUAUGUUUGAGGUUAAUGUGCUUCGUGAAGACCCGCAAAGAGUGAUGCUUGAGAAAGGGAUGUUUGGAACUGAUGCCAUCAAUGUUAUAGCGUGUGAGGGGGCUGAGAGGGUUGAGAGGCCAGAGACCUACAAGCAAUGGCAGGUCAGGAACCUGAGAGCUGGGUUGAAGCAAGUCCGUUUCGAUCCUCAGUUGGUGAAGGAUGCCAAAGAAAUAGUGAAGAAGGAAUAUCACAAAGAUUUUGUAGUGGCAGAGGAUGGCAAGUGGGUUUUGCAGGGGUGGAAAGGGCGUAUUCUGAAUGCCAUUUCUGCUUGGACUCCUGCUUAAGCAAUGUCAAGAAUGUAUCUUGUAACUAGUAAUCUACUUAUAGGUCUGUUUUAUAAAAAUGCAAUAAACUACUCUUUGCUAUUUCUCUUUC